This is a messenger RNA of Paracoccidioides lutzii Pb01, 309 nucleotides long. RefSeq lists its product as hypothetical. The transcript has a single exon. Bases 1 to 309 code for a protein of 102 amino acids. The record is from RefSeq and is a predicted model, not a curated record.
AUGCUCAAUCAGCAAGUUGGGCUGAUUACAACCUCUACCAUGGUGAGGCCAGUCUGCUUACAUCAUGUCAAAUAUGCUGAUCCAACUCCUUCAGAGAAUGAGGUGAAGAUGUCUACAGUAAUCUCUAACCUGCUGCCAGUAACUGACUCUGAAGAAUUGCAACUGAGGAGAUUGAAUCUUGAACAUCAAAAAAUUGAUUUAGAACUUCAAAAAGAAAGGCACAAAGAAUUACAGCUUCAACUUCAAUUGAAGAGACUCUGUACUCAGAAUGACAGAGCUAUGAUACCUGCAAAUACAUCAGUGAGUUGA